AAAUAAUACACUUCAAAUAGGUUCAUUAUAUGUUAAUUAUACAUCAAUUAAGUUGUGAAAAAAAAAAGGACACACUUAUUAGAUAAUUUAAAAGGUACCGAAAAAACACAAUAAAGAAAACAAACAAGUGUGUAUGCCCUUUGGCUCAGCAAGACCAGGUUUGGGAAUUUAUCCACAAACGAAAAAGCACCUUAGGCCCUUAAGAACAUGUGUUCAAAAACAUUUAUCACAAUAUGGCUGAAACAAUAUUGAAGCAAAAACAAAGACAACUUAAAAUAUGCCUCACAAAGGGAACAGAUCAGUAAAUCAUCAAGAACUACUGUAGGAUGAGUAUUCCUUAUCUGAAAGUUUUGGAGAAAGAAGUGUUUCAGAUUUCAGAUUCUCUUUGGAUUUUGGAAUAUCUGUAUGUACAUAAUGAGAUAUCUUGGGAGUGAGACCCUAGUCUAAACACAGUAUUUAUGCCUCAAGUAUGCCUUAUACGCACAGCCUAAAGGUAAUUAUAUCAAUAUUUUAAAUAAUUUUUUGCAUGAAACAAAGUUGGUGUUAAGUACUUAAGUGUGAAUUUUUCCACUUGUGGUGUUGUGUCGGUGUUCAAAAAGUUUCAGGUUUUGGAGCAUUUCAGAUUUCAGAUUUUUGGAUUAGGAAUCCCCAGACUAUAUGUAGCCAUUAAAAGGAUGAAUUUAAUGAGUAUACUUCAACUGGGAAGGAUGUUUAUGUUGUAUGUUUAAGUGAGUAAAACAAAAUGCAAAUUACCAUCUAUGCUAAUAAAGGGCUGACAAUAGGAUAGACAAAUGGAUGGUCUGCCUAUAGAUGUGUGGAUGGAUCUCUCCUAUACGUGCACCUCCCUGCGUGUACGCAGAGACAGGUGACAAUGGCUACACAUUCAAUGCUGAUUAUUUGUUACUAAAGGAGGCUGGAUUUUAAAAGAUUUGGGAAAGGUUUGUUUGCACAUUUCUACAAAAUGAGUAUGUUUUACUCCUCUGAUUUAAGAAAAAUGUAAAAUGAAAAUAACGUAAAAUGAAUAAAAAGUCAAGGUUCAAUUUGCUUUGAAGUGCAUUUAAAAAUGCGUUGGCUUGCAGAGGAGAGGAGGCUCGCAGGGUAGAGGAAGCUGGUAAGGCAGAGCUGAGAUGAGAAAGGGGUAACAAAAUGUUAGUGGUGGAAUCUAGGGAGGCAGCCAUUAAACUGAGGUAGCUCUAAUGCCCUGAUUUUCUACAAGAGCAAAUUGAAACUUAACUCAGACUCAUUUCCUGUAAACAGCUAAUUUAAAAGAACCUGAAGCUUAAGCCCAGUCAAUCACUGACGGCCAACUGGACAUCAGUUACACGGUCUCGAACUUUCCACCACGAUGUUAAAAAUCAUGCAAGGGCAGAGACGCUAAGCAACCAAAGCAUCUGUAAUAUUUAUUCCACUUUCGCCUUCACCCUGUGGAAACCUCCCCUUGUGCUCCGUUGCAGAGCCCCAAACCACCUCUUGUGGGGAGCUACUGGAUUCAUGAAUCGCUGUCUGCUCAGAUAAGUUCUUUAAAAUGUGAACAUGUCAAAGCAUUUCUUUAAAUGAUAGUAUAUAGAUAUUUGCUGUACCACUUGAAUAUUUCCAUUAUAAAAUAUUGAUGGGAAAACUAACAUAAAACAAUAGACAGACAUAAAACAACAAUACACUGAAAAGACAACAUCUGUGAUGCAAUAGGCAAGUCGCUCCUUCCUGUACUGCCCAGCUCCGCAUGCUCCCUGACCAUCCCUGCAGCAGCCCUGAUGUGUCAUUGUCCCCCUCUUAACCUGCACUGCGGAUGCUGCAGCGCUGGUCUCCGGAGCCUGGGUCUGGGCAUUUCUCCUUAGAUAUGUAGAGGCCCAGAAAAUGUUUGGAGCCUAAGAAGCCCUAGGACUCCAGGUCUCCAGGGCAGCCCUAGCUUCUUGGGAUGACUUUCCCUAAUACCACAGGGGUGUUCUAAUCCCAGGCAGAGCCAAGCUGCCCCUCACCAACUCCUAUGUCCUCAACUUCCUUUCAAAACUUCUAGGACGGUUAUUGCUGGAGGACCUAGUCCUCCAGCAAUACUGAGGCUUUUCUCCUUGUUCUGUUUUUCCCUUUUGAAGAAGCCAAGGCUCAGAGCAGUCGAGUCACCUAAUCAUGGUUUCAUGUCACCUUAUCAAGGUCUCACCCACUCACCUAUUCAGUUCUCACCAGUUCAGUUCAGGGUGGCUUCUAAGCUGCCCUCCACAGCCCUGCCCAGAGGACAUUUGUAUAAGUGAGGGGGUGCAGGGCCUUCCAGCCCCCUCCAACUCCAAAACUCAGCCCCCGAGAUCAAAUGGACUCUCUGAACCCACCCUGGGCCUACAGUUGUCGGGGACUGGAUGGGAAGACGUAGAGCUCUAGGCUUUCACUCUGGGGACGUACCCAGAACAUACUCUCCUCAUGAGCUAAGGAAGCCGGCCGCCAUCGGCUUACAUCCCCCUACAACCCCUGGAGCUCAGAGAACUCUGAGGACAGAACUUGCCCUUCCACCUGCUUGGGCCUUACCCACAGGAGAUGCACUGCCUCUCUACCCAUGCCCCUCCAACUCAGGCAGCCCAGGGACUUGCAACAGGCUGAUUUUUUCUCAUAUCCCUCUAAAGGCUCCGGGCUAGCCACACAAAUCAAAUCCCAGUGAUAGGUCCAGACAUCCUAUCCUGAAACUACAUCUAGUAAGACUACAGUGAAUCCUUUCCCCAAAGACAGUCUUACUCCUGUUCUCCCCGAAGCCCUUUCUGGGCCAGAAGCUUUGCCUGGACUCAAGCGAUGGCAGACAAGUGCCCUCUGAGGACAUGGAAAUGCAUGCUCAGAACUUUGAUUCUCCAAGUGGAGGCAGAAAGGCCCAGCCUUCCCAGCAGGGCUAAGGAUAUGCAAGGAGUGCAUUCAUCCGGAGGUGUUGGCAGCAUCCCAGCCCCGCCCCAUUCUCAUAGUAAAUCAGGCUCACUUCCAUUGGCUGCAUAUGGUGGAGUGAUGUGACCAUAUGUCACUUGAGCAUUACACAAAUCCUAAUGAGCUAAAAAUAUGUUUGUUUUAGCUAAUUGACCUCUUUGGCCUUCAUAAAGCAGUUGGUAAACAUCCUCAGGUAAUGAUUUCCAAAGAGCAGACUGUGGGUCUCAGCUGUGCAGAGAAAGCCCACGUCCCUGAGACCACCUUCUCCAGCUGCCUGCUGAGGCACACAGGCGUGCCUGCCUGCUGCCCACUCAGCCAAGGCGGUGUUACCGGAGCUAGCUUGAGACAGCUCUCCCGACACUCUGCCCUGGCCUUGCGACCACUGUCUGGGCAGUAGUUGUCUGUCUGUUAAGUGAGGGAAGUGCCCAUUUCCAGGGGCAUUCAGUGGCAAAGCAGGGCUUCCAGGUUCCGACCCCAUAGCAGGACUUCUUGGAUUUCUGCAGCCAGUCAGUUGCAAGCAGCACCCACAUUAUUUCUAUGAGAAGUGGCAGGAGCUGGGAUCUCAAGAGUCCAGCAGUCUACCUUUCCCUGUUUCUUGUGCUCUAUGCAUUCGGAAGGAAUGAUCUGGAUUCCAUGUGAAGCCUGGGACCACAGAGACCCAAGACUUCCUGCUUGAUUCUCCCUGCAAACGGCAGGCUGUGGGUUGAGCCUUCAAGAAUCAGGAGUCACCUCUAGCCAUUAACUCUCAGAGUUAACCUCAUCUGAAUGGGAAUACUAGUCCUGUGAUACCUGGAAGGUGGGCGCCUCUAUAUGCCACACCCUACGUGAUGGUCCAGACACAUCAUUCCUAGCAUUAGAAAGCUGUAGAUGGACCCCUUCUGUUCCCUGGAGGCAUUAAUGGUACAUAGAAAUAAAUCUCAGGCUCUGAGGCUGAUGGCAGCCUCAGACUCAGCCUCUGUACUGUAUGGGCCAACUGUAGCCCCAAGGGCUUCUUGCUGCAACCCCUGUCCCCACCUAAAACAAUGGGCUUCUAUUAGUUACAAAACUCUCUGGCCUGUUUUUUUUUUAGCUAUGAAACAGAGAUAAUAUCUAAUACAGAGAACUUGCCAGUAAUGAGUGCUUCCUACUUGCUGGGUACUGGGAAGAAGUGGUUUACACAUAUUUUCUCACUUAAUCUACACAAAAAGUAAUUAAGACACUUCCCUAAGGCCAUGGGAGAGACAGUGGAAGAACCAGUUCUCCAAGGAGGACUUGCAAGUUAAUAACUGGACUCUGCAAGGCUCUGGUGGAAACUGUCAGCUUGUAAAGGAUGAAGCACAGUGUCUGGCAUGUGGCAGGAACUAAAAUAAUGGCAGCGAUUAAUGUUGUGAUAUGCAGACGCAGCAUAGCAAGAUAAGAUGCAAUGUACCUUCUGGGUCAAACCACCCUGGCCACUCCUCCCCGAUACCCAGGGUUGAUGUGCUUGAAUUAGACAGGAUUAAAGGCUUACUGGAGCUGGAAGCCUUGCUCCAACUCAGGAGUUUAGCCCCAGACCUUCUGUCCACCAGCUGAGGAGGACAAGGGCAGAAGGCAGCUGCACAGAGCAGGGCCACGGCCUUGCACACAGUCCAGGGGGCUUUUGUGCAAGAGCCAGGCCUCCCCCUGGGUCCCAUGAUGAGAGAAUGGGUUCUGCUCAUGUCUAUGCUGCUCUGUGGCCUGGCUGGCCCCACACACCUGUUCCAGCCAAGCCUGGUGCUGGACAUGGCCAAGGUCCUCUUGGAUAACUACUGCUUCCCAGAGAACCUGCUGGGCAUGCAGGAAGCCAUCCAGCAGGCCAUCAAGAGCCAAGAGAUUCUGAGCAUCUCAGACCCGCAGACGCUGGCCAGUGUGCUGACAGCUGGGGUGCAGAGCUCCCUGAACGACCCUCGCCUGGUCAUCUCCUAUGAGCCCAGCACCCCCGAGCCUCCCCCACAAGUCCCAGCACUCACCAGCCUCUCAGAAGAGGAACUGCUUGCCUGGCUGCAAAGGGGCCUCCGCCAUGAGGUUCUGGAGGGUAAUGUGGGCUACCUGCGGGUGGACAGUGUCCCGGGCCAGGAGGUGCUGAGCAUGAUGGGGGAGUUCCUGGUGGCCCACGUGUGGGGGAAGCUCAUGAGCACCUCCGCCUUAGUGCUGGAUCUCCGGCACUGCACGGGAGGCCAGAUCUCCGGCAUUCCCUACAUCAUCUCCUACCUGUACCCAGGGAACACCAUCCUGCACGUGGACACUAUCUACAACCGCCCCUCCAACACCACCACGGAGAUCUGGACCUUGCCCCAGGUCCUGGGAGAAAGGUACGGUGCCGACAAGGAUGUGGUGGUCCUCACCAGCAGCCAGACCAGAGGCGUGGCCGAGGACAUCGCGCACAUCCUCAAGCAGAUGCGCAGGGCCAUCGUGGUGGGCGAGCGGACUGGAGGAGGGGCCCUGGACCUCCGGAAGCUGAGGAUAGGCGAGUCUGACUUCUUCUUCACCGUGCCGGUGUCCAGGUCCCUGGGGCCCCUGGGUGGAGGCAGCCAGACGUGGGAGGGCAGCGGAGUGCUGCCCUGUGUGGGGACACCGGCGGAGCAGGCCCUGGAGAAAGCCCUGGACAUCCUCACUCUUCGCAGCGCCCUUCCAGGGGUGGUCCACUGCCUCCAGGAGGCACUGAAGGACUACUACACGCUGGUGGACCGUGUGCCUACCCUGCUGCAGCACCUGGCCAGCAUGGACUUCUCCACAGUGGUCUCCGAAGACGAUCUGGUCACCAAGCUCAAUGCCGGCCUGCAGGCUGCAUCCGAGGAUCCCAGGCUCCUGGUGCGAGCCAUCAGGCCCAGAGAAACCCCUUCUGGGCCCGUGCCCGAUGCUGCAGCUGAAGACCCACCAGGGGCAGCCCCAGAGUUGCCUGAGGACGACGCUAUCCGGCAAGCACUGGUGGAGUCUGUGUUCCAGGUGUCGGUGCUGCCGGGCAACGUGGGCUACCUGCGUUUCGAUAGUUUUGCUGACGCCUCCGUGCUAGGUGUUUUGGCCCCAUAUGUCCUGCGCCAGGUGUGGGAGCCGUUACAGGACACGGAGCACCUCAUCAUGGACCUGCGCCACAACCCCGGAGGGCCAUCCUCCGCUGUGCCGCUGCUACUGUCCUACUUCCAGGGCCCCGAGGCCGGCCCCGUGCACCUCUUCACCACCUAUGAUCGCCGCACCAACAUCACACAGGAGCACUUCAGCCACAUGGAGCUACCGGGCCCACGCUACAGCACCCAACGUGGGGUGUAUCUGCUCACCAGCCACCGCACCGCCACGGCCGCCGAGGAGUUCGCCUUCCUCAUGCAGUCCCUGGGCUGGGCCACGCUGGUAGGUGAGAUCACCGCGGGCAACCUGCUGCACACCCGCACUGUGCCGCUGCUAGACACGCCGGAAGGCAGCCUGGCGCUCACCGUGCCGGUCCUCACCUUCAUCGACAAUCACGGCGAGGCCUGGCUGGGUGGUGGAGUGGUGCCUGAUGCCAUCGUGCUGGCGGAGGAGGCCCUGGACAAAGCCCAGGAAGUGCUGGAGUUCCACCAGAGCCUGGGGGCCUUGGUGGAGGGCACAGGGCACCUGCUGGAGGCCCACUAUGCUCGACCAGAAGUCGUGGGCCAGACCAGUGCCCUGCUGCGGGCCAAGCUGGCCCAGGGCGCCUACCGCACAGCCGUGGACUUGGAGUCUCUGGCCUCUCAGCUCACAGCAGACCUGCAGGAGGUGUCUGGGGACCACCGCCUGCUAGUGUUCCACAGCCCUGGUGAGCUGGUGGUAGAGGAAGCACCCCCACCACCUCCUGCUGUCCCCUCUCCAGAGGAGCUCACCUACCUUAUUGAGGCCCUGUUUAAGACAGAGGUGCUGCCCGGCCAGCUGGGCUACCUGCGUUUUGACGCCAUGGCUGAACUGGAGACAGUGAAGGCCGUCGGGCCACAGCUUGUGAGGCUGGUAUGGCAACAGCUGGUGGACACCGCUGCACUGGUGAUCGACCUGCGCUACAACCCUGGCAGCUACUCCACGGCCAUCCCGCUGCUCUGUUCCUACUUCUUUGAGGCAGAACCCCGCCAGCACCUGUAUUCUGUCUUUGACAGGGCCACCUCGAAAGUCAUGGAGGUGUGGACCCUGCCUCAGGUCACGGGCCAGCGCUAUGGCUCACACAAGGAUCUCUAUAUCCUGAUGAGCCACACCAGUGGCUCUGCGGCCGAGGCCUUUGCACACACCAUGCAGGACCUGCAGCGGGCCACGGUCAUUGGGGAGCCCACAGCUGGAGGGGCACUCUCUGUGGGCAUCUACCAGGUGGGCAGCAGCCCCUUAUACGCAUCCAUGCCCACCCAGAUGGCCCUGAGUGCCACCACAGGCAAGGCCUGGAACCUGGCUGGCGUGGAGCCCGACAUCACUGUGCCCAUGAGCGAAGCCCUUUCCACAGCCCAGGACAUCGUGGCUCUGCGUGCCAAGGUGCCCACGGUGCUGCAGACGGCCGGGAAGCUGGUGGCUGAUAACUAUGCCUCCGCCGAGCUGGGGGCCAAGAUGGCUGUCAAACUGAGCGGUCUGCAGAGCCGCUACUCCAGGGUGACCUCAGAAGUGGCCCUGGCCGAGAUCCUGGGGGCCGACCUGCAGAUGCUCUCCGGAGACCCACACCUGAAGGCGGCCCAUAUCCCUGAGAAUGCCAAGGACCGCAUUCCUGGAAUUGUCCCUAUGCAGAUCCCUUCCCCUGAAGUCUUUGAAGAGCUGAUCAAGUUUUCCUUCCACACUAAUGUGUUUGAGGACAACAUUGGCUACUUGAGGUUUGACAUGUUUGGGGAUGGUGAGCUGCUCACCCAGGUCUCCAAGCUGCUGGUGGAGCACAUCUGGAAGAAGAUCAUGCACACGGAUGCCAUGAUCAUCGACAUGAGGUUCAACAUCGGUGGCCCCACAUCCUCCAUUCCCAUCUUGUGCUCCUACUUCUUUGAUGAAGGCCCUCCAGUUCUGCUGGAUAAGAUCUACAGCCGGCCUGAUGACUCCAUCAGUGAACUCUGGACACACGCCCAGGUUGUAGGUGAACGCUAUGGCUCCAAGAAGAGCAUGGUCAUUCUGACCAGCAGUGUGACGGCCGGCACUGCGGAGGAGUUCACCUACAUCAUGAAGAGGCUGGGCCGGGCCCUGGUCAUCGGGGAGGUGACCAGCGGGGGUUGCCAGCCACCACAGACCUACCACGUGGAUGACACCAACCUCUACCUCACUAUCCCCACGGCCCGUUCUGUGGGGGCCUCGGAUGGCAGCUCCUGGGAAGGGGUGGGGGUGACACCCCAUAUGGUUGUCCCUGCAGAAGAGGCUCUCACCAGGGCCAAGGAGAUGCUCCAGCACAAUCAACUGAGGGUGAAGCGGAGCCCAGGCCUGCAGGACCACCCAUAGGGAAGGGCCCCGUAGGCAGAGUCCCAGGACAAACAGAACCUCUAGGAUAUACACCAAGGGCACUCCUGCAGGUGGCCCGGCCUGAGGUUCCCAGGGGCAGCAAAGGGGCCUGCUGAGCUCUGGUUAGGCUAGAGCUGGAGGUGUGUAUACAUACACACACACACACACACACGUAUAUACACAUAUAUAUAUGUGUAUGUAUAUGUAUAUAUAUGUAUGGCUUUCCAAUAACAACCUAAAUUUUAAAAAAGGUUCCUUCUAGGUGGUAGAACUUGGGGUGGUAUCUUUCUUCUUCAUACUUUGCUCUUUUUCUUAAAUACUCAUUAAUGUGCAUAUAUCAUUAUUUUCAGAUGCAGCUGUCAUUAUUCCAAAAUAUAAAAAAUAAAGAAGAUAAAAUAAAUUAUAUAACUGAGCCAUUAACCACAA
Molecule: messenger RNA, 8715 nt
Organism: Chlorocebus sabaeus (green monkey)
Lineage: Eukaryota; Metazoa; Chordata; Mammalia; Primates; Cercopithecidae
Gene: RBP3
Product: retinol binding protein 3
Biological process (GO): proteolysis
Cellular component (GO): cone matrix sheath
Molecular function (GO): serine-type peptidase activity; retinol binding
Source: RefSeq, a predicted model, not a curated record